ACACACACACACACACUGUCACCAUGAGUGCGUGCAGCAGGAAGGCCCUGACUUUGCUCAGCAGUGUCUUCGCAAUCAGCAGCUUGGGUCUGCUGGGAGUGGCAGUCAGCACUGACUACUGGUUGUACCUGGAAGAGGGCGUCAUCAUGCCUCUGAACCAGAGCACUGACAUCAAGGCUUCGCUGCACUCGGGCCUCUGGAGGGUCUGCUUCCUUGCGGGUGAGGAGUCUGGUCGGUGUUUUACCAUCGAGUACAUCAUGCCCAUGAAUGUCCAGCUCACGUCAGAGUCCACCGUGAACAUGCUCAAGAUGAUCCGCUCAGCCACUCCGUUCCCUCUGGUCAGCCUUUUCUUCAUGUUUAUCGGUUUUGUCCUCAACAACAUUGGGCACAUUCGUCCUCACCGCACCAUCCUGGCCUUUGUCUCUGGAAUCUUCUUCAUCCUCUCAGGUCUGGCUCUGGUGGUGGGUCUGGUGCUGUAUAUUUCCAGUAUAAAUGAUGAAAUGUUGAACAGGACUAAAAGCAGUGAGGCCUAUUUUACCUACAAAUAUGGCUGGUCCUUCGCCUUCGCUGCCAUUUCCUUCCUGCUCACCGAGAGUGCAGGCGUCAUGUCAGUGUACCUGUUCAUGAAGCGCUACACAGCAGAGGAGAUGUACCAGCCGCGUCACCCCAGUUUCUACCGCCCCCGACUCAGCAACUGCUCUGACCACUCAGGCCAGUUCCUCCAUCCAGAAGCCUGGUCCCGUGGACGUAGUCCCUCAGACAUCUCUAGUGAAGCUUCACUCCAGAUGAGUGCCAGCUACCCCACACUGCUCAAAUGCCCUGACUAUGACAUGGUGUCCUCUUCACCCUGCUGAUGAUCGAGGUCAGGUGAAGAUAUAAAUGAAGAAUUAAAAGGCAGAGUGAAGACAGCGAGGAAAAACCCUUGUUUGGACUGUUAAGUGUAAUUAUAGUCAAACAACGAUAAUAAAUCAAGCUUUUUGCACCGUUUACUGUCAUCUAAGUGUACAGUUAAACCCUCAAAAUGUAAAAUACUUUGGGGAAUUAAUGUAAAACUAUAAAACCACACACAGUUGACAAUACUAUACCCUGGUGGGUCCUUCUAUAGGAAAAACGUCCAAGGACCUUGUGCUGCACUGAUGAUGUGUCCUCAAAUUUUCCUUUAAUAUAUGAAUGAAUACUUAAAAAUAGCAAAUAAAUUAUUUAACAGAACAAGAUCUGUCUGGUUAAAAUUAGUAAAUAAGAAAUUCAAAUAUCAUUUAUUGGGGAUAUCUGUCAACCCCUAGUGGUUGGCAACCGAUAUCUGACCUGAUGUGGAGAAUAAAGUCUAGUUCAUGUUUGAAAUUGCUCAUACAUCACAAUGUUUAUGUCACAAUGAGUCAGUCAUUUUUUUCUUUCAAUGAAAAAUCUCCAUAGUAUGUGAUGUAAGUUAAUUUGAUUCACAUUUUAUUUCUGCCUCUGAAUGAAUAUUUAAGUAUUUCUACAAACUGAAUGUAAACAAAGUCUGUCCACAUCAAGAAUCCCUUGAUGUGGACAGAAAAACACACAAAUUGCUGUCAAGAAAGGAAAACAGAAUCUUAUUCACAAUAUCCCAUUCAACAGCUGAUUGUAAUAUUCAGUCAUGCUUCCACUUGGUCAGCCAUUGGCAGAAGACGGGUGUGAAUGAUGUCUCUCCAAAGGAAACAUCUUGUCCUGCUGAUGUGCUCUUGAAGAAGAUAGACAGUGUGGUCACUAAAGUUAAACAUUUUCAUUUCAAAAAUGUAAAAUGUUCAUUUCCAUCCAGUGUGAGAGAACCAGGUAUUGUAGUACAACAAGAAUGAGCGAGGCACAAAUGGUAUAUAAGAUAUAAAGUAUUUGGAUAUUAAAUUUGUGUUGAUGUGAAGACGUUGGGGUGAAUGACUCGUUGUGCUGUAACAUUUAAAAUGUGGACGAAUCAUCCAUG
Messenger RNA from Solea senegalensis (Senegalese sole), 1939 nucleotides. It is a transcript of the gene cacng5b, whose product is annotated as calcium channel, voltage-dependent, gamma subunit 5b. Lineage: Eukaryota; Metazoa; Chordata; Actinopteri; Pleuronectiformes; Soleidae. The coding region runs from base 24 to 854 and encodes 276 amino acids. Gene Ontology annotation, molecular function: voltage-gated calcium channel activity; channel regulator activity. The record is from RefSeq and is a predicted model, not a curated record. The transcript is spliced from 5 exons. Gene Ontology annotation, cellular component: postsynaptic density membrane; AMPA glutamate receptor complex. Gene Ontology annotation, biological process: calcium ion transport; neurotransmitter receptor internalization; transmission of nerve impulse.